Messenger RNA from Striga hermonthica, 1677 nucleotides. The record is from the annotation of a GenBank genome assembly. NCBI's taxonomy places the organism in Eukaryota, Viridiplantae, Streptophyta, Magnoliopsida, Lamiales, Orobanchaceae.
AUGCGUGGCUGCACGUGCCAUUUUGUCGUGAAGCGGCUCUAUGCCCGCCCGUCCCUUGCCCUCCUCAUAUACAACGAGAGGCGCCACGUCAACAAAGCAGGUUUCAUUUGCCACGGGCCCCUUGACAGGGACGCUAUAGGGCCAGGGGCCAAGAAGGUUCCGAAUCCAAUGGCCGAAAGCCUCGCCACUCGGUACGUGCAGAAAUUGGGCACAAUCAUAAAACACUCGACUCAUGAGCUGGAUCUUGACGACCAGGCCAGCAUCCGGCUAUGGGUCGAACAGAACAAAAAGUCUGUUUUCUUCUAUCGGGACUCAACUGAAAACGAGCCUUUUGUUUUGGGGAUACAGACGGAGUGGCAGUUGCACCAGAUGGUCCGUUUUGGCCACCGGAAUAUGAUAGCAGCUGAUUCGACAUUGGGUAUUAAGCGACUGAAGUAUCCGUUGUGCACGCUUCUUGUGUUCGACUCGAGGCAGCAUGCACUCCCUGUUGCCUGGAUCAUUACUCGUAGUGUUGCAAAGGCAGAUGUAGUCAGCUGGAUGACAGCUCUUCUUGAACGAGUUUGCUCGGUUGACUCCGGGUGGAAAGUCAAUGGGUUUUUAAUCGACGAUGCUGCCAUUGAGAUUGACCCAAUAAGGGAGAUAUUUUCCUGCCCUGUGCUGUUCUCCCUCUGGCGUGUCCGAAGGUCAUGGCUGAGGCACAUUGUUAAGAAAUGUACUAACAUCGAAGUUCAAAGGGAGAUGUUUAAACGUUUGGGUCAAAUCGUGUAUGGCAUUUGGGGUGGAAUGGAUAUUGCACUCGCUCUAGACGAGUUCUCGCUUGAUUUUGUAGAUCAGAUUUCCUUUAUGCAAUAUUUUAAAGAUGCUUGGUUGCCAAAGCUAGAGAUGUGGCUAACUUCAAUGAAGACCCUCCCGCUUGCCAGCCUGGAAGCAUCUGGCGCGAUCGAAGCCUAUCACGUGAAGCUGAAAGCUAAGUUAUACGAUGAAGAUGACACACAGCUUGAUUCUCUCCAGCGGGUCGACUGGUUGGUCCACAAACUGACGACCGAGCUCCACUCGAGCUACUGGCUUGACCGCUAUGCAGAUGAAAGCGACUCAUUCCUGCACGCGAAGGAAGAAUAUGUCGGCUCUACGUCUUGGCAUCGGGCCCUUCAAAUCCCAGAUGGCAGCGUCUCAUUGGACGAUAAAGACCGACUUUUCGCUAAAGUUGUCAGCCAGAAAGACAGCAGCUUGGCGCGUGUGGUUUGGAAUCCUGGUUCGGAAUUUGCCCACUGUGACUGUGAGUGGUCAAUGAAAGGAAACCUGUGCAAGCAUAUGAUUAAGGUCAACAUGGUGUGUGAAAAUCUGCAGUGCUAUGGGCCCAUGAUGUCUUAUCGGUCCUUUAUGAAUAUUUUGAUGGAUCUCUGGAGGAAACCGAUGGAUGAUUCGGUUGAGUUGGACAUUUCAGCUGCCUGGACGUGCCGAAUGCUCGGGCAGAUUGGGAAUUUUGUGCGUCUGAAUGAUUCGGAUGAUAUUGGACUCGUUGUGAAUGACAUGCCGUUGAAAUGGGCUGAUAAGAAGUCCAGGAUGUCAUCUUUCAGCAGGGGUUUGUCGAGCCUUGCCCAUCCCUCGGAGAAAAGACCGGAGAAAUUUGCUGCACGCAGAAGGAGUAGGAAGAGGAAGAGAAUUUCUCGACUCUGA